Molecule: messenger RNA, 370 nt
Organism: Prunus mume (Japanese apricot)
Lineage: Eukaryota; Viridiplantae; Streptophyta; Magnoliopsida; Rosales; Rosaceae
Source: RefSeq, a predicted model, not a curated record
AAGAUUGGUGACCAUGGGAAAUUUCUCAUUACUUGCUGCUGCUGCAAGAAGGCUUGAAGGUAAAGUGGCACUAAUUACUGGUGGCGCGAGCGGCAUAGGAGAGUCCACUGCAAGGCUCUUCUCAAAACAUGGAGCUAGAGUUGUGAUUGCAGAUGUGCAAGACGACUUGGCUGAAUCUGUUUGCAGAGAUCUAAGCUCUUCGUCCACCUCAUUUGUCCAUUGCGAUGUAACAAAAGAAGAAGACGUGGAAAACGCUGUCAAAACAGCUACAAGAAAAUAUGGAAAGCUAGACAUCAUGUUCAACAAUGCAGGCACAGGUGGCAUAGCAAAACCUAACAUCCUUGACAAUGACAAGGCAGAAUUUGAGCAA